Ictalurus furcatus (blue catfish) is the source of this 10178-nucleotide messenger RNA. It is a transcript of the gene lamc1, whose product is annotated as laminin, gamma 1. The transcript is spliced from 28 exons. The record is from RefSeq and is a predicted model, not a curated record. Bases 487 to 5259 code for a protein of 1590 amino acids. NCBI's taxonomy places the organism in Eukaryota, Metazoa, Chordata, Actinopteri, Siluriformes, Ictaluridae.
ACUGACGGGGAGGCUGACCAAUAAGAACACUCGCUCCUCAUAAACCACGCCCACUCGUGUCUCAGCUAUUCCUACUCGGCUUUCCCAGUGGCUCUGUGGAACAUCAAAGAGAGUUCCUCGACCGGAAGUAGACAAACUUUUUUUUUCCUCUCCCCUCCACUGAAGUUCUGUGACUUGCGCACUAGCGGACAGGGUGUAGCCUGGAUGGUCAGAUGUAGUACUUUUCUCUCUAAAAGUUUUCCCCUCCAUGGCGCUGCUCAGGAAUCAAUAGCCGAACGAGUGGAAGGAAGGAAGUGAAGUCGGGAAGAGAAGAGAGAGAGACAGACAGAGAGAGAAACAGACAGAGAGAGAGAGAGAGAGACAGGCGUCGCGGUUUCCUGCAUGAUUUUAUUAGUCCCUCCGCACAGGUUUUGAGAAGGCGCAGGGAGUCCAGGUCGAGAAGGAGAGUGUUUUGGGGACAGGGUCACAGGACGCACGGAGACCAUCAUGCACUGCGUGGCUCUAGUUUUGAGUUUACUGACUUUGUGCGCGGCGCGCGUUCACGCAGCAAUGGACGAGUGCGUGGACGAGAGCGGUCGGCCUCAGCGCUGCAUGCCCGAGUUCGUGAACGCGGCGUUCAACGUGACCGUGGUGGCCACCAACACGUGCGGAUCUCCGCCUGAAGAGUACUGCGUGCAAACCGGCGUCACCGGAGUCACCAAGUCGUGCCACAUCUGCAGUGCCCGAGAUCCGAGACAGCAUCACAGCGCCGUCUACCUCACCGACUACAACACCCAAGCCGACACCACCUGGUGGCAAAGCCAGACCAUGUUAGCAGGCAUCCAGUACCCCAGCUCCAUCAACUUAACCCUGCACCUAGGAAAGGCCUUCGACAUCACCUACGUGCGUCUGAAGUUCCACACCAGCCGCCCGGAGAGCUUCGUCAUCUACAAGCGCACGCGCGAGGACGGCCCGUGGAUCCCGUACCAGUACUACAGCGGCUCGUGCGAGAAAACCUACGGCAAGGUGAACCGAGGCUUCAUCCGCACCGGCGAGGACGAGCAGCAGGCGCUCUGCACGGACGAGUUCAGCGACAUCUCGCCGCUCACCGGAGGAAACGUGGCCUUCUCUACGCUCGAGGGACGUCCCAGCGCAUACAACUUCGACCACAGCCCGGUGCUUCAGGAUUGGGUGACUGCGACAGACAUCAAAGUGACCCUGAACAGGCUGAACACGUUCGGAGACGAAGUGUUCAAUGACCCCAAGGUCCUGAAGUCAUACUACUACGCCAUCUCCGACUUCGCCGUCGGAGGAAGGUGCAAAUGUAACGGUCAUGCCAGCGAGUGUGUGAAGAACGAGUACAGCAAGCUGGUGUGUAACUGCAAGCACAACACAGAGGGUGAUGACUGCAACGUGUGUAAGCGCUUCUAUAACGACCGCCCAUGGAGAAGAGCCACCUCUGACAGUGCCAACGAGUGUCUGCCAUGCAACUGCAAUGGCAAGAGCGGCGAAUGCUACUUCGACCCGGCUCUGUACCGCGCCACGGGUCACGGAGGUCACUGCCGCAACUGCGCCGACAACACGGAUGGACCCAACUGCGAGCGCUGCCUGGACAACUACUACAGAGUGGGUUCAGGCCAGCGCUGCCUGCCCUGCAGCUGUAACCCUGUUGGUUCUCAAAGCACUCAGUGUGACAACACAGGUCGUUGUAGCUGCAAACCGGGUGUCAUGGGAGAUAAGUGUGACCGCUGCCAGCCCGGAUUCCACUCGCUGACCGAGGCAGGCUGCAGCCCCUGCUCCUGCCACCCUGCCGGAAGCACACAGGAGUGCGAUGUCAAUACGGGACGCUGCCAGUGCAAGGAAAACGUGGACGGCUUCAGCUGCGACAGGUGUAAGCUCGGCUUCUUCAACCUGGACCCUCAGAACCCUCAGGGAUGCACGCCAUGCUUCUGCUUCCACCAUUCCACCGUGUGCGAGAGUGCAGAAGGCUACAGCGUGCACACCAUCACGUCCACCUUCGACCGAGGUGACGAAGGCUGGACGGGUCAGCAGAGAGACGGCUCCAGCGUGGCAGUGCAGUGGUCUCCGAGCUCUCACGAGAUCUCGCUUGUUUCUGAAGACUACUUCCCCAUAUACUUUGUGGCUCCAGAGAAAUUUUUGGGGAACCACGUCCUGAGCUACGGUCAGAACCUGACCCUCAGCUUCCGGGUGGAUCGGCGUGACGCUCGUCUUUCAGCCGAGGACGUGGUGCUGGAGGGGGCAGGACUCCGCGUCGCUGUGCCCCUCAUCGCUCAGGGAAACGCUUACCCCGGAGACCAAAUGCAGACCUUUGUGUUCAGGCUCCAUCACACCUCAGUCUCUACCUGGAGUCCAGAGCUUGAGCACGGAAAGUUCCAGAAGCUCCUCCACAACCUUACUUCCAUCAAGAUCCGUGGAACCUACAGCGAGAGAAGUGCCGGAUAUCUGGAUAAUGUGUCUUUGGUGACUGCGCGGCGAGGACAUGGGGAUCCAGCGCGCUGGGUGGAGAAGUGCUCGUGUCCUCCCGGCUACGAGGGUCAGCACUGCGGGAGGUGCUCUCUUGGAUACAGGAGGAGCCGACCAGAGCUGGGUCAAUUCAGCCCCUGUGAAACCUGCAACUGCAAUGGCCACAGCGACACCUGUGACCCCGUAACAGGAAUGUGUAACUGCGAGGACAACACAUCUGGCAUGAGCUGCGAGAGGUGUAAGGAUGGUUUCUAUGGCGACGCCACGGUGGGCUCGUCUUCGGACUGUAAACCGUGCCCGUGUCCUGCAGGCGCCUCCUGCGCAGUCGUGCCCAAAACCAAAGAGGUGGUGUGCACCAAUUGUCCGCUCGGCACCACAGGGAAACGGUGCGAGCUGUGCGACGACGGGUUCUUCGGAAACGGGAACGGGAACGGGAUUACGUGCCGGGCGUGUAAUUGCAACAACAACAUCGACCCCAACGCUGUGGGGAACUGCGACCGCGAAAGUGGCGAGUGCCUCAAGUGCAUCUACAACACCGACGGCUUUUUCUGCGAUCGCUGCAAGGACGGUUUCUAUGGCAACGCCUUGGCUAGCAACCAGGCCGAAAAGUGCAAACCUUGUUCGUGCAACCGGUACGGCACGGUGAACAGCCAGACGAGCUGCAUGCAGGUAACGGGGCAGUGCGAGUGUCUCCCUCACGUCGUCAACCGAGACUGCAGCGCCUGUGAGCCCGGCUAUUACAACCUGCAGAGCGGAAAAGGCUGCCAACGGUGCAACUGCAACCCCAUCGGCUCCACUAACGGCCAGUGCGACGUUGUGAGUGGACAGUGCGAGUGUCAGCCCGGGGUCACAGGUCAGCACUGCGAGCGCUGUGAAGUCAACAACUUCGGCUUCAGCUCGUCCGGGUGCAAACCCUGCGACUGCGACCCCGAGGGCUCCCGGGCAGCUCAGUGCAGAGACGACGGCCGCUGCGAGUGUCGCCCCGGCUUCGUCGGUAGUCGCUGUGAUAUGUGCGAGGAGAACUACUUCUACAACCGCUCCAUUUCUGGCUGCCAGCAGUGUCCCAACUGCUACAGUCUCGUCAGGAACAAGGUGAACCAGCAGAGACAGAAGCUCCACGACCUGCAGAAUCUGAUCGACAAUUUGGGCAGCCAGGAUACGGUGAGCGACAAAGCCUUCGAAGACCGCCUCAAAGAGGCUGAGAAAACCAUCAUGGAUUUACUAAAGGAGGCUCAGGCCAGCAAAGAGGUGGACAAAGACCUCUUAGAUCGCCUUAAGAGCAUCAACAGCACGCUGACGACGCAGUGGAACCGGCUGCAGAACAUCAGGAACACGGUGGAAGACACCGGAAACCUGGCGGAUAAGGCACGCAGCAGAGUGCGCAAGACGGAAAAACUCAUCGAGCGGGCUAGAGAGGAGCUGGACAAGGCGAAGGAUGCCAUCAGCAAAGUGGAUAUCAAAAUUCCCACGACUACUGGAGAUCCGAACAACAUGACGCUCCUGGCUGAGGAGGCUCGCAAUUUGGCAGAGAAGCACAAGACAGACGCGGAUCAGAUUGAGAAGAUCGCGAAAGACGCCAACGACACGUCGACUAAGGCCUACAACCUGCUGAUGAAGACUCUGGACGGCGAGAACAAGAUCAACAAGGACAUCGAUGACCUGAACAAGAAGUACAAUGAGGCAAAGGAUCUGGCGAAGAACCUGGAGAAACAGGCCACUAAAGUACGAGCUGAAGCAGAAGAAGCAGGAGACAAGGCUAUGAAGAUCUACGCGAACCUGACCAGCCUGCCUCCGUUUGAUAUCAAAUCUCUAGAGGACGAAGCCAAUAAAAUCAAGAAGGAGGCAUCGGACCUGGAUAAGCUGAUCGAUAAAACCGAGAGGGAAUACAAUGAUCUGAGAGAAGACUUGCGAAGCAAGGAAAAUGAAGUCCGCAGACUGCUGGAGAAGGGGAAGACUGAGCAACAGACAGCGGAUCAGUUGCUGGCACGGGCAGACGCAGCCAAGGCCCUGGCAGAGGAUGCAGCAAAGAAAGGCCUGUCCACAUACCAGGAGGCAAAGGACAUUCUCAACAACCUCCGAGACUUCGAUAGAAGAGUGAACGACAACAAGACCACCGCGGAAGAGGCGUUGAAACGGAUCCCAGAAAUCAACGCGACAAUCAAUGCAGCCAACGAGAAGACUCGGCAGGCUGAGGCGGCCCUCGGCAACGCGGUGGCCGACGCCAAAGAGGCCAAAUCCAAAGCGGAGGAAGCCGAGAAAAUCGCCAGCAGUGUCCAGAAGGGUUCUGCUAAAACCAAAGCGGAUGCAGAAAAGGCCUUUGACGACACGAUGAAGCUGGACGGCGAGGUGAAGGACAUGAUGAAGCAGCUGGCAGAGGCAGAGACCGAGCUGGAGAAGAAGAAAGAAGACGCGAUGCAGGACAUGAUGAUGGCUUCUAUGGCAUCAGACAACGCGAAGGAAGCAGAAGAAAACGCCCGCAAAGCCAAAAACUCCGUCCGCACCGUGCUCAACGCAAUCACAGACUUACUCGGCCAGCUAGGCAACAUUGACAAGGUGGAUCUGAGUAAGCUGGACCAGAUCGACCGAUCGCUGAAGGAGGCCAAGGAGAAAAUGGCAGGCAGCGACUUGGACAGGAAGCUGAAGGAGCUGAACGACAUGGCCAAGGGCCAGGAGGAUAUGAUCGGCGAUUACGACCGGCAGAUCCGCGAGAUCCGCGCCGACAUCGCCAACCUCAACGACAUCAAGAACACUCUGCCGAACGGCUGCUUCAACACGCCAUCCCUCGAGCGGCCUUAACCUCUCCCCUCAUCCUCUCCUCCCUCCACCUCCACCACUUCUCGUCUCUACCACACCUGUCGUCAUCUAACAUUUGGGGCGAGAUGCCAUCCUUUACCAAAAUCUCACUGUGUUUUGUUUUUGUUUUGUUUUUUGUCUCGUUUGUUUUAGCUGUGUUUUCUUAUCAGUGAAGCCACAUUUUUCUUUUUUUUUAAACUCGACAAUUCACAGACAUUAGCAGCUUUUUUUUAUUACCAGAUAUUCAAUCAUACUACCGUGUGAAAAGACAGGCUUGGAGAGGUGUCUUCUUGAGGUCACCUCCAGAACUUUUAUUCCUCCUCCAUCCUGCCUUCAAUCCCAGUGCCAUGCAGUCACGUCGGUUUGCUUGGAGAAUUAAGUGAUUUCUUUUUUUUUUUUUUUUUUUUCCCCCCCCAUCACAUUACUUUAUAACGCCAUCUAUUUACCAUUUGGUUCAGAAAACGGACAGUGAAGGAAUCUUAUUUGCUGUUUUCUUGGUAAUCUGCCUCUUCUCUCUCUCUCUCUCUCUCUCUCUCGAAGUUAUAGAAGCCUACUAUCAGCGGCCGUGCAGAGAGAGUUAGUAACACACACUACAGUACAGUAUUCAGCUCAUCUCGUCUUGUCUCACGAGCGUAUCCAGCUCACGUUCAGCUCAGUGAUCUAAACACGUUUCACACAGUUCUUUAACGCUACGUUUAACGCCAUCGUCUUCUAUAAAAGCUGCUGCUUACUUAUUGCCAAUCUCGCGUUCACGGUUUUAUUUUCAAGGCGAAAAAAAAAUUCAACACUAUGCAACUUUGUACAUUUGCGUAGCAAGACUUACCUGAUACACUGGUGCUAAUAAUUAUUUCAAAUGUUAUAUUUUUGUGUGAAUGUUUUUUUUUUUUUUUUUUUUAAUUAUUAUGAUGAUAUAGAGUGAGGAUUUUUUUUUGUGUAAAUAUAUUCUUAAAUGUUUCAGGAAUGGCUGAUUUUUUUUUUUGUUGUUUUUUAAACUACACCGCCACCCUGCCAGCUGUAGGUUAUUUCACCUAAGAGAAAAUCAGCUAAAAUCUCCACCUCCAUAAUAUAUAAAUCUAUAUAUAAGACCUGUGGUAUAAUAUGCUUGCUUGUAUACAUGGCUAAUUUUUUUUUUUUCCCCAGUCGCCUUAUAGCGCUGCCAUUUAUGUUAAAUUGUGUUUAAUUCUCAGCGGGUGGUUAAUAAAUAAAAACAAGAUAUAACGCUUUUGUACAAAGAACACUCCCUUAACUAAAACUGUCCGAAUGUGUACACUAUGUCUAACAUUUCAAAAAGUGUUGUGACAGAAAGCUGGUCAUGUGACUAGUUUCGCAGCUAUGACUGUGUCUUGUGCCUUAACUGCUGGAGAAGAUCAUCAGCCCACCCAGUCCACGAUUUAUACACUAUUUUUUUAAUUAUCAUUAUUUUUUUUAUAAGGAUGUAAUCAGAAAAUGUGCACACGCUAUGCGAUUCUUGUUGUCGCUAGAUUUAAAGAAGCAGGAAGAGUAUUAAGCACUCCACUACAGAUAUGGUUUCUCAGAGUCUCUAAUGGCCUCGACACUCCUCCUUUAUGUAUCUUAUCUGGUGAAUUUAUCCAGAACGUUUCCUCGAAACCUCUCGCCUUACCGAUGUGGACACGAGUGCAACAUGUACACGAUUAUGUAUACAGCAGUAUUUCUAAUUUAUAAUGCAUCAAGUAUUUUUUUAAAGCUGUUCUUCAGUAUAUGGGUGUGUGUUGCACGGUCUUUAAGUUGGUUUCCUGCUUUAACCUGUUGAUCUUCAAGGCACUCUUCACACACACACACACACACACACACUAGAAAGGGCCUGAGAAACUCCAGCUUGUCACCCAUUUGCCUGUUAAAUCGAGUUAUAACAUUUGAAUAAUAAACAGUGGUUACUUCCAGACAUGAUAAUGUGUGACCAUGGUCAUUUAAUGUGAACCAUUUAAUUGUGACUCACCGAGUCGUCUAGACGGCACUGAUUCACCUUUCACGAAUCAGACCUUAAGUAUACAACAGUUAAACCAUAAAUCAUUAGAUUUGUAGGAACGCAAAUCCGUUUUGAAGAUUGAAAGCGUAUUACUCACGGCCUAUAAUCUAAUAAAACUUUUGAUUUUCCUAGUACAGUUUGUGUGAUCAAUAUAGUUUGCAAAAUUAAUACAAAUUGGGGGGGGUCGCAUAAAUACCCUAAUAUGCACCCCGAUUAGUGUGAAGCCCAUAAACCCGUCAUCAUCAGAUAUCACGUAAUUAGUUCAAUGGAGUCGAGUUGUAUGCAAUUAAAGUAUGAUCUCAUUAUAAAUGCAUAAAUGAGUUUGUUAGAGAAAAUACCUAAACAAACAGCAUCCUGAACACCAAAACAAGUCCUGGACAAAGUUUGAUAAAAAGAAAAAGCAAAAAAAAAAAGACUAGAUGAAGGACAAGAUGGACUGACUUAAUUUCUGAUUCAUUUACUAGUUUAGUAACUUAAUUACUGAUCGACUGACUUGCUUAUUGACUUUCUGAAGUAUGUACUUACUGACUGACCUACUGUUUUACUUACUUACUAAAUAUCUUAAUGACUUACUUUAUUGAUCCCAAGGGGAAAAUUUGAAAUAUCCUACACUUUUAACAUCCUUAUGAAAUCCGUUAUUUAAAAAUGCGACAAAUUUGGCCCAACCCUAACUCUGCCUAGAGGAGGCAAUCCACCAAAAAUCAGUGGCCGGGUAAUGAGAAGCAACCAAGAGGGUGUCUAUGAAGGAGCUGGAGAGCUCCACAGCUCAGCUGGGAGAAGCUGUUCACAGGAUAACUAAAUCCAGAAAGCUGGACUUCAUGGAAGAGUGGUGAGACAUAUGAAAUCCUGUUUGAUGAAGGCAUGUUGGAGACUCGGGGAGAUGAAAAUAAAAAGAAGAUGGAAAAGGUGCUCUGGUCUGACUGAACAUUUUGGUCUUGGCAAAAAGUUCUACAUUUCCCAGAAACCCAAUACUGUUCGACACGGAGAGAACACCAUCCUCACAGUGAAUGGUGGUGGGAGCAUCAUGUUGAGCAUUACCCUUGGCCUCUAGAUUCUCUGACUGAUCUCCUCUUUACCCAAUCACUGACUUUUGGUGUAUGGCCUCUUUUAGGAAUGUUUAUGGUUGUGCCAUUUUCUUUAAAUUUGUUUGAAUAGCAGAUUUAAUGGUGCUGUGAGGGAUGUUCAAAGUUUGGGAUGAUUUUUUAACCAAACCCUGAAUGAUGUUUGUUUUGAUAGCUCCUUGCUAUUCAUAGUGCUGUUUGUUUAGAUAUGUUCUCUAACUCUAUAUAGGAGGUGUAUUCAUCUUGAGAUCACGUGUACUGGCUUUGGAAUGUUUAUGCCAGUUAAUAAGUGAAACGAGCUGGAUGGGUCACCGGAUUUGGCUAGUUUCAUUAUAGCAGAUACAAAUUCGGACUUGCAGCUGUAUUAUUCCUUCAUAGAAUCACUGGUGUUAAGAAAUAAUCAUGAUGAGCUGCAUGUUCUGAUCUCUGACUCAGCAGGUAUGGUUAGCUUGUCAUUCGGGUGACUGGCCGAAGGCUUUGUUUCUACUGAACUGAGCGGAUCUCUGUGCUGAAGCCUGUAGCACGCAUCAUAAGGACCAUCAUUGUUCCAUUUUUGGUCUGUGCAGACUGUGCACCACUUAUUUCCCCCAAGUUAUUUGCAUGCAUUAAAAUAAAGGGCCUUGUUUAACAUGCUAGGGAGUCAUUCUGGCUUUAAAGCAUGCAUAACGAUGUCCCUGUUCAAAUUGCCAUGAAAAUCUUUGGCAUUUAGACUAUAAAAAGUAUAAUCAAAUUCAUCAUGUGAUACAUGGAAUGUUGAAUGUUCUGACAUUUGAGUAAGCCUUAUUCACAUAGGAGGCCUAAAAACCUGACAUGGUAUUAAUCAAGAAAUAAUUUACUUCACUCAAGUUUACUAAUUCUUCAACAUCCAUUUUAGACAGGCUGUUUCAUGUAUAAGUAUUCCUUUAUCACCUUUAGAACACAAAUAGUGAAUCGUACAGGCUAAAUCACGCAUGUUUAAGCAGGGUGUGGUAUUGAUAGGAUAGACGUACACAGGAUGUGACUUGGGACGCAUCAUGAGUGUAGUGUGUGUGUGUGUGUUUGAGGUCAAGUUCAGGUAGGGCAUGGUGUGUGCAAACCAAGCAGGGCGUGGCUGUGUGUAUGUGUUUGGGUAGGCUUGGAAACCUCUGACUCAGCCCAUGUCUAAAGUACUUUGAUGUUGUGUGACACUCAGGGUGUAGCUUUUAGUACAAGGUUAUGAAAUCACAGCCUUGAGGUGCUGCUUUUUUUUUUUUCUUUUUUUUUUUUAAACCUCACCCAGCUGGAAUUUCUUUCCUUGCUGCAAGCUAUGUCUUUAUCUCAACUAGCUGGCAACUUUCCCUCAUCUCCCACAUAAUUCUAGGUGUGGCUGUGCCAUCUAUAUAUAAUAAAACUACAUAACAAUAAGCAUUACAGUCGGUGUUCAGGUAGAAAUGAUUUGUGCCAUUUACAAAAUCUAAUGAUAAACCGGGUUUGCACACUUUGCUUUUUCAUGGAAAUGAAUCAGUGCCAUCAGUGCAUUUAUCAGCUUGGAUAUCUUUCCAGGGUGUUUCAGCUCUUUUCCUUCUGUUGUUAUGAAUCCUACUUCUGUGAGGACUUUCUAAAACACAUCAUAAAAAAAGAUUAAGCGGCUUAGUAUAGCAUAACAACGACCAAACCACACCCGAUCUCUCUCGCACACUUUCCUUGUCAUACUCCGUCCAUUCCGUCAUAAUCACUAUCCACUGUAAUUAAAAUAUGACAAUAUAACAUUCUUAAAAUGGCUAACUAUGCAUCAUUUGUUGAAUCGGUGGUGUAGAAACAUCUCCUUAAUGUAUUAAUUAACUACUGACUAUUAUGAAAAUGUAUCACCCCAUAAACUAAAUAAAAAGCAGUUUUUCUCAUUAUAAAGUUUACCA